This is a messenger RNA of Diceros bicornis minor, 1014 nucleotides long. It is a transcript of the gene TAAR5, whose product is annotated as trace amine associated receptor 5. The record is from RefSeq and is a predicted model, not a curated record. Lineage: Eukaryota; Metazoa; Chordata; Mammalia; Perissodactyla; Rhinocerotidae. Gene Ontology annotation, biological process: cell surface receptor signaling pathway; G protein-coupled receptor signaling pathway. Gene Ontology annotation, cellular component: membrane. Gene Ontology annotation, molecular function: trace-amine receptor activity.
AUGAGCGCUGUCCUCGACCAGGGUGCUAAAGAACACCCCACAGCGUUCUGCUACCAGGUGAAUGGGUCUUGCCCCAGGACAGUCCAUCCUCUGGGUCUCCAGUUGGUGAUCUACCUAGCCUGUGCAGCAGGCAUGCUGAUCACAGUCCUUGGAAAUUUGUUUGUGGUACUUGCUGUGUCCUACUUCAAGGCACUUCACACUCCCACCAACUUCUUGCUGCUUUCCCUGGCCCUGGCUGACCUGUUUCUGGGUCUGCUGGUGCUGCCCCUCAGCACCAUUCGCUCCGUGGAGAGCUGCUGGUUCUUCGGAGACUUCCUCUGCCGCUUGCAUACGUAUCUGGACACCCUCUUCUGCCUCACCUCCAUCUUCCAUCUCUGUUUCAUUUCCAUUGACCGCCAUUGUGCCAUCUGUGCACCUCUGCACUACCCCUCCAAGUUCACAGUCAAGGUGGCCCUCAGGUAUGUCCUGGCAGGGUGGGGGGUACCAGCAGCUUACACUGCCUUCCUCCUCUACACAGAUGUGGUAGAGAGAGGGCUCAGCCAGUGGCUGGAAGAGAUGCCUUGUGUGGGCAGUUGCCAGCUGCUAUUCAAUAAGUUUUGGGGCUGGUUAAACUUCCCUAUGUUCUUUUCCCCCUGCCUCAUCAUGAUCAGCUUGUAUGUGAAGAUCUUUGUGGUUGCUACGAGGCAGGCUCAGCAGAUCAGUACCUUGAGCAAAAGCCUGGCUGGGGCCGCCAAGCGUGAAACAAAAGCUGCCAAGACCCUGGGCAUCGCUGUGGGCAUAUACCUGUUGUGCUGGCUUCCCUUCACCAUUGACACAAUGGUUGACAGCCUCCUUAACUUCAUCACACCUCCACUGGUCUUCGACAUCUUCAUCUGGUUUGCUUACUUCAACUCAGCCUGCAACCCCAUCAUCUAUGUCUUUUGCUACCGGUGGUUCAGGAAGGCACUGAAACUCAUUCUGAGCCGGGAGAUCUUCUCACCCCAGACGCCCACUGCUGAUUUGUACCAAGAAUGA